This is a messenger RNA of Cladophialophora bantiana CBS 173.52, 1383 nucleotides long. RefSeq lists its product as uncharacterized. The coding region runs from base 1 to 1383 and encodes 460 amino acids. Gene Ontology annotation, molecular function: transmembrane transporter activity. The record is from RefSeq and is a predicted model, not a curated record. Gene Ontology annotation, cellular component: membrane. The transcript is spliced from 3 exons. Lineage: Eukaryota; Fungi; Ascomycota; Eurotiomycetes; Chaetothyriales; Herpotrichiellaceae. Gene Ontology annotation, biological process: transmembrane transport.
AUGGCCGCAGGCCUGCUUAGUGGCGGACCAGUGUCAUUGGUUUACGGGUUCAUAUUGGCAUUCGCCGGAACCAUUGCCACGGCUUUGUCAUUGUCCGAGGCUGCUUCAAUGAUCCCAAGUGCAGGGGGACAGUAUCAUUACGUCGCCGAGCUCUCUCCGCCUUCGAUUGCUCGCCCUCUGAGCUGGGCUGCUGGCUGGCUGACCAUGUUCGGAUGGCAAUCAGUCGCCGCCAGCGCUCCUUUUCUCGCAGGAACAAUGAUACAAGGAUUGAUUGUGCUAAACAAUCCUACAUACAUCUACAAGCGCUGGCAUGGAACCCUCCUCUAUUGGGCUGUACUUCUCCUUGCGCUGGUGUUCAACGUUUUGGGCAUCCGCAUUCUUCCGCACGUGGAGAACGCGUCGAUGGUCCUUCACGUUGUACUUUUCUUUAUCCUGCUGAUUGCCAUCAUCGCACUGUCACCGACAAAGAACUCGGCAUCUUUUGUCUUCACGGACUUUGAAAACCAAACUGGCUGGACCAGCAAUGGUGUCGCAUGGUGCAUCGGCAUGCUGAGUUCCUCGUACGUGCUUGUCGGCUACGAUGCGGCGACCCAUUUGAGCGAGGAAAUGUCCAACCCAGCAGUCGGUGUACCUCGUGCUAUGAUCGGCUCCCUGGUGUUGAACGGCAUCCUAGGCUUUUCCUUUCUGCUGGCCGUCCUGUUCUGCAUGGGCGACAUCGCCUCCGCAAUCGGAACAGCUACGGGAUUUCCCAUCAUUCAAAUUUUCUACACUGUCACGGGCAGCCUGGGCGCCGCCUCCGCUAUGACCACUGCCGUCAUACUCAUGGCAUCGGUUGCCACCAUUCCGCUCGUCGCCUCCGCGGCACGAACACUCUGGGCACUCGCGCGGGACUCUGCCUUUCCAUUUUCUCGCUGGCUUUCUCACGUGGACGAGAAGAGAGGCAUCCCCACCAGGGCGAUUUCGGUGACGACCUUGUUUCUCAUGCUCCUCGGCCUUCUGAACAUUGCCGCCAUCACAGCGUUCAAUGCAAUCCUCUCUCUGGCCGUCGUAGGUCUGUAUCUAUCUUACCUACUUCCCGUCGUCGUCAUCCUGUGGCGUCGUAUCAAGAAUCCCAAGUCAUUGAGGUGGGGACCAUUCGAGCUGGGAAGAUGGGGGAUAACGCUCAAUAUUGUCUCUAUCAUAUAUACGGUCUUUUGCUGCGUGUUUCUGGUUUUUCCGCCUUAUCAGCCAGUCACUGCGCAGAAUUUCAAUUAUGCGUCUGUUGUGCUUGGUGGGGUGCUGGCGCUGAGUGCGGCCUACUGGUUCAUUCGAGGAAGGAAGGUCUACACUGGCCCCGCAAUUGAGAUUUUGGGACGCACAGUCUCGAACAUCAGCCAUGUAUAG